UACAGAGAAGAUGUUUAUGUACUAUUAAUUUAUUGUAAUGGGUUGUAGUUUGUUUGAAGUCUUAUAAUUUUGUGUCUUAUUCAUUGCUCUAAAAUGAGUCCUACAAAAACAAGAAAGAGUAUUGCUCCAAAAAACAUUUUAUAUGAACUUAUGCUAUACACAGAAUGGACCCAAGAAUCAGACAUAGCCAAGUCGUUGUAUAAAGUUAGUGAGGAAAAUGUGUCUUUCAUAUACAAACUGUCAAGACCAUGGACCUAUUUUAAAAAGUGUGACUCAUUACUGGAUGAAAUAACCAACUUUCAAGGCAGUCUCCUAAGCUGGAACUUUACCAUUGGAGAGGUUGGGUCGGUGCUGGCAAUCCUGCAAGAUUCAAUUUUGGAAGUCCGAACUCCCAGAGAUGACUUUUCUUCAGUUGUUGGAAAAACCACUGUGGCUCGUGAAGGCAGUCCCCAAUGGCGAAGGUUAUGUUGGAGUCCGGACUGCACUGUUCUAGCGAUCGCGUCCUGCAACGGAGGUGUCAACUUUUACGAUCUUUUCGGCAGCAACUUGUUCAAUAUCCCUCCAACAAAGAAUGUCAAAGAUUCUCAGGUUUGGAUGCCUGAACAUAGUCUGGCGGGAAUGUUCUUCAUUCCCGCAAGGGCAAAAAAGGAAAAAUGGCCUUACGAACUGAUCUUGGUGGACUAUGCAGGAGAGCUCCGCAGCUAUCACGUCUCCACGGACAGCUUCACUGAGUACCAUCACUUUAGUUUCAGUAAAGGCGGAGUUUCUUCCGUCUGCUGGGACAAUGUCCACAACUUACUCUAUGUUUGUACACCACCAGAACACGGCAACCUAGAUCUCAAGACAGAGCCAGUUGGAUGGGGUCUGAGUGCUUGGAGAUUACUUAAUGAUCACCCCUACUAUAGACGUGUGGUUCCAUCGCCGGAAGAUCUUGGAAGAAUAGAGUCUCGGAAAGGCCUUAUGUCUUGGUUCUCGUCCCUCUAUAAAUAUCACCCUUUUAGUGUGGUAUUUAAAAUGGCCAUUUGUCCUGAGUCUCAGCUGCUAGCAUGCCUUCACACCUGUGGAUCCAUCUCCGUGUGGCAUUUACCAUCCCUCAGGUUGCGAGGGGUUUGGUCUCUUAGAGAGCAACCUGGUUAUGAUGUCCAGCCUGAUGACGACAGUAUCCGCAGUUCUCAGCCGCAAAACUUUCUACCCGUAGACAUCAGCUGGUGGCCACAACAGAAAGUUAUGAUAGCAAGAGGUAACGGUGCUAUAAGCGUUUGUGACCUGGAGGAGUUACGCAACAUGCUCGGUGAGAAGCCGGAGUUUGUCUGCGGAGAGCCGAGACUAUCACCGUCAACCUCGCAGAAAGGAGUGCUAGUCUUGGAAUGUGAAACAGGCAAUGGUCAGGAUGCCAACGAGGUGGAAGAAGAAGAACAGUCAAUGUUCUCAACUGUGCUCUACUGGCUGACGGACAUGGAGAGGUUUCAGCCUCGGAGACGUAGAGCUCGGUCUCAACAGAAGAUCUAUCGGUUGAGAGGCAUCAAGAGCACCACUCCCGAGGAACUGUUCUCUCGCAAGAUAAAUGCAAAAGAGUUUGAGGAGGCACUUCACCUGGCAGAAGUGUAUGGACUAGACUGUGACAGAGUCUAUCAGAGUCAGUGGCACAACAGUCCGGUAACAGAAGAGACCAUCACAGCUUAUCUGAGCAAGAUCAGUAAGAGAGGAUGGGUGUUUGAGGAAUGCCGCGAAAGAGUCCCUGACACCCUCAGUGCUGCCAGGAAAUUGACGGAGUUUGGACUCAGAAUCACUUCUCUCUCCUCACUGGCUGAGCUUAGUGACAAUGACACAAUCACUGAUGAUACACAACUGAUGAUGAAGGAACUGAUGUCGCUUCCAGCUGAGGAGCUGACUGAUGAUCAGAAAAGUUUGAUCCUCACUAGACGAACGUUGCUCAAGUUUUCAGACAGAUUGUUUACUUAUGAGAAGAUUAUCAACUCGUCUGAGGUUGAUUACGACCGGGAGGCGUACGACAGGUUCCGUCGGCAGCCAGUAGCACAGUCUGCGCUGGAGUACGCUCGUCGCUCCGACCACCACGCAGUCGCUUUGCUACUAACACACCACGGACCUGAAACUCAGCCCUACUGGCUGUCCAUACUGUCUAACUUCCCAGAGACUACCGACCCAGGCUCUUACAAGGACCUGCUUCCAGAGUGUUCAGUCAAUGGAGAAGUGUUCCAAUGGGAGGAGAAAGAAAUAAGAGGAAGAGACUGGAGUGAAAACGAACACUUUGCUUUUCUGGAGCGAGUAGAGGACAGCUUGCUUGCGCCGGACGGACCUAUGACCCCUGGAGUGGUGGAGGAGUGGUUCCGCAAUCGAGUGUACGAGCUGGAACUCAUGAGUAACAUGGUGGACCAGCCUCUGCAACUGGUGCGGCUGGCGAGAGAGCGCAACAUCAAGGGACUGGACAGUUUGUACAACGAGCUGGUAACGCUGGACGUUCUCAUUUACGAUGUUGGAAUGGAGAACAUCACACUGAGGGAUCUAGAGAUCAUGACUCCAUUGCAGCAGGCUCAAGCUCUCAUGAGUCAGUCGAACGAGGACAACUUUGUGGAGCACAUGAGACACAGGUUGUUGCCGUAUUUGCAGCGCUGUGAGAAGCUCCGGCCAAACUCUCGGAGAAAUCUACUGUCUCAGUUCCUCGCUCAGAUAAGCAUCGGAGAUCUCUCUCGGCCUUUACAGAUGUUUGCCCACUGUAUAGCCGAGCCACACUCUGGAUUGGUAGAAAGCACUGAGGAACUGAUCAGUAUGGCACUGGACUCUGUGUACGGCUACACAGGCACGGAUCAGCUGGCGAAGGCAGACACCAUCUUGAAGAUACUUCCUGUCAACUCUCUUGGGUUGAGUGAGGCAGGAUUGAGUGAGAGGGUGCAAGCGGCCCGAGAAGAGUUGAAAGUCGCCCAAAUACUGAAGGGACGAGGACAUCAGAUGAGCUUGUCAUCUGUUCGAGCUCUGAGACAAGAUGUUGACACAGCCAAGUCCCUACUGGUUCGGCUCACUUCUGCUGUUGGGACAAAAGUGCCCGUUGCAGAAGAAGCGGAUUGGAAUCAACUUCUGCAAGAUCUUCUGCAGAUGCAGAAACUAGUCUUGACAUGCAUUCCCCUGCAAAUGUGCUAUGAGGUUCAUGUAGCGGGACUGUUGGCCAGUGACAGUCUGUCCGUGGUGCGUUCGGCUGUGCGCUCGAUGUGCUGCCAUCGUGAGGAGCAAGGCCGCAAGCCUCUGCCACUCGAGCGCAGCGUGGCGCUCGUGCUGCAAGCUGCCACCCAUCACUUUGACUCUGCAGAGACACUCACUGAUCACCAGAUCAGCUUGGCUAGAGGCUGUUUAAACAUAAUAACGGAUGAUAACGCAGAAAUUCAAGAGGAAAAGGACUUGAUUGCGGGGCUCCAGCUUCUCAAUGAAUUCAAAAUCAGUAUACUCCCAGUGCAGGUUAGACUGUGCAAGGAGCGAAUGCAGCUGAUAGAGUCCUGCUUGACGUCACGGCCAACGUCUUACAAGGAUUAUCACAAGUUGUUGUCUCUGGCUCACAAGCUGAGGAUCUGCGGAAAUGACUCACGACUGCGGGAAGGCACUAUACUACUGCGAGUUGCCAACAUUGCAUUCCAGGCCAAGGAUUACCGCCAUUGCGCCGAGGUGUGUCAACAACUGAUGGACCGGCGCCAUGCUGUAGGAUGGGAGGCUUGCGCCAGACUGGGGCAAUGUGCUGACUAUGAAGACAUCAGCACGAGGCAAACGUUGACAGCCUUCGCUCUGAUACACUGCCCAGAUGAAAACCUGCGGGAGCUGAUUGAGACUAGGUGCGAACUAGAACAUAAACGACUACAGAUUUUUAUUCACAAUCAAACCUCAAAAACAGAAACUCCUGAAGAAGAAGAAGAAGAAUACACUGAUGCAGCUAGCUCACCUCAAGUUCAGUCCAAGGAGUUUCUUCCUCUGGGGCUGUCAUCCACCCUUCAAACAACAUCCAAACUUCUCAGUCAGUUCACUAAUACUGGCUUUUGGAGGGAUAAACUUUUGAAUAGAGGAGAUGGAUCAGCGAGGGAGGCAGACAAUCGGACACGUGGAGACAUGUCAAAGCAGGGGUUCCCAGAUCUGUACGCCAGCCUGCACGCAGACUGCCACGAGAGCUCUCUGUACACAGAACCUGACGCAGAGGAGUGGCGAGAGCUGCGGCUGGUACAGACCGUGCUGCGUGCGUCACUCUUGGAACAGGAGAAACUGCCAAAACAUCUCCUGCGAGAUAUGGAUGACGUGUUGACUCAGUUGGCAGCCCUUGUUAUGCCGGAGGAUUCGUGUGUUGGGUUGGCUACACUGCUUGCGGUUGGCAAGCCAGAAGCUUGUGACCAAUGUUUCUCCCGUCUUCCCCACACUCUACUCACUCUACAACUCGCUGUGUAUCUGUACGCUCUCAGAGAGGCGGCCCCUCACCACUCUGAUGUGUUUCUAUGGACGCCUGAUCAAGUGCUUGCCUGGGCCUCAUCUCACACGGAUAGUUUGUCUGAGACAUCACAGCUGUUAACUAAAGCUCUCACUCAACUGAACAACUUUGAGCACAGCAAGCACGUAGAACAGCUCAACUGUGGGGUGGAUAUCCGCCGGUUCGCUUGGGACCCUCAGUACAAGACUGACUCUAUACUGGGUCUAGCCAUGUGUGAGGAGUGGGACAAGCUACAAGUGGCUCUAGACCUGGGUGCGGCUCAUGGUGUAGAGGCUUGGGAGGUUGUGUUGAACCACUUCCGAGCUCUGCUGACCUCCAACAGCCCGACUCUGACAGAGCGACUCUCCGACAACAGACUGACCUCGCUACUGAGGGAGCACUCGGACACUGUCGUCAACAGGUUUCAGGAAGUAGUGCUGCCUACUCUCAGUGGAGUCAACUACAGCCAGCUGAUCAGUUACUACACUGUACUACAAACUGUGGCUCCUGACUCUAGUGUACAUGGCAUGGUACCCAGGGAUCACAUCAAACUAAUCAAGAAAGUCAAGGCCACGUCUACAGACAUUGACUAUGUCCGGCUGGUGACGAGGCCGCAGGAUGUGAUGGAAGUGUUACGACCGUGUGUGAGACAGGAGACCAUCAACAUUCUGGCCAAGCUGCUGAAGGAGCUACUGAAGGCUCUCCCCUCACUGCAGCAGCACACCUCUGUAGGUCAGCUGUAUCUGGAGUGUGCCGUCACUGCGUACAAAGCUCAGUGUCUAAGUACGACGUGUAGAAAUCCUCUGGACCAGUUCUCCACAUUGCUGCCGUACCUUCAGAAGCUGAGUGGGACAGAGUUGCUCAACUUUAUUCGCAGAACAGUCUUCUGCCACCAGAGUGUGCUGAGGCUAGAUCCUCUGACCAGACAGGACAUGAUAGACGCAGCUCUCAGAUGUGGUCAGACACACGGCCUGAACGUUGAUCCUGAUUACAAAAUGAUACAUGCCCUCAAAGACUACAUACAGCAGGUCUGGGAUAUGGAAAAGCCAUCCUGUAAAACUUUGAAGAACUAUCUUGUCCGGCUAGAUGAAGCUUGUGGAGACACCGAGGCUGUGGGAACCGUGAUACAGACCGCUCUGGUAGAUGCUUCAUUGCCAUCGUCGGUGCUGCAGGAAAUGGCUAGACUAACGAACAAACGAACACUCAGCAGCUACGUUACUGAUCUUCUAAACUCACUACCGACCAACCCUGCUUUUAUAACGACUGUACUUCAGAGGGUUGAAGAGUGCUUAGCAGCCGGAGAGAAGGGAGAUUCAUGGAGCAUUCUGAUUGGUCCACUGACCGAGAGACCUGAACUGCCAGCCAGUGUGCGGAAACAGGCAUCUCUGCUUACCCAGAGGCUGGGAGCAACUUACAGCGAGGAGCUGGAAGCACUGAGGCUCAAGACGGAAGCGUUGCUGCGACGACCUGUCGCUCUGUCUCAAGUCUCGGACCAGAACUCGCGAUACCUUCUGUUCAAACAAGCGCUGUCGCAAAGCAACAGCUGGGACGACUUGCAUACGCUACACCUGCUGUUACUGUCAUGGCCACAUGUGGACACCAGUUGGUCUUUGGAGUUGGUUGAAGCGAUGGCUGAUUCGGAAUCCCCAAUAUCUGAAAUGUACAACACUCUGAAAAAAAUAUUCAAGAAGAAUGAAUUUGAAGAAGAGGAAGUGACUCACCUGGUGGCCAGGUUGGAGAGAGCGCAAGUUGUAGUGACCGUUUGUCUCCUGACAGAGUUCGCGCGACUCCACGACCACGCUGUGCUGAUCCUUAGGAGUGUCACGAAUGACAUAGAUUUACCAGAAGACCUUGUGAGACGUAUUGUAGAGGUAGAAGUUGUUGCGAGACUUCACAACUCACCGAUAUUCUCCAAACUUAUGGAGUCUCUACGAGAGUUGGAUACAGAGGUACAACAACAUGCAGCAAAUCAGCUGAGAACAUUGAGACUGACUGCGGAAGCUGGUUCUCUUCUAACUACCUAGCUACUGGGUCAUCUCUCUGCCUUAUUUGUUAUUGUUUUAUAAAUAUUUAUCCCUACAUAAAGGUUAUUUAUUGAAAGUUGAA
This is a messenger RNA of Macrosteles quadrilineatus (aster leafhopper), 6562 nucleotides long. RefSeq names its product NBAS subunit of NRZ tethering complex-like. Gene Ontology annotation, biological process: retrograde vesicle-mediated transport, Golgi to endoplasmic reticulum. The record is from RefSeq and is a predicted model, not a curated record. Gene Ontology annotation, cellular component: Dsl1/NZR complex; endoplasmic reticulum membrane. The transcript is spliced from 42 exons. Gene Ontology annotation, molecular function: SNARE binding. Lineage: Eukaryota; Metazoa; Arthropoda; Insecta; Hemiptera; Cicadellidae. The coding region runs from base 94 to 6480 and encodes 2128 amino acids.